GGACCAGGGCUUACACCAGAGAGAGGAAUCAGCCUUUGAAACUGCCCUUCAGAGCUCCACUCCCUCCAGCACCAUGCCUUACAACUGCUGCCUGCCCAACCUGAGCUGCCGCUCCACCUGCUCCUCCCGGCCCUGCGUGCCCCCCAGCUGCCACACCUGCACCCUGCCUGGAGCCUGCAACAUCCCCGCCAAUGUGGGCAACUGUGGCUGGUUCUGCGAGGGCUCCUUCAAUGGCAGCGAGAAGGAGACCAUGCAGUUCCUGAACGACCGCCUGGCCAGCUACCUGGAGAAGGUGCGUCAGCUGGAGCGGGAGAACGCGGAGCUGGAGAGCCGCAUCCGGGAGUGGUGCCAGCAGCAGGUGCCUUUCGUGUGCCCCAGCUACCAGUCCUACUUCCGGACCAUUGAGGAGCUCCAGCAGAAGAUCCUGUGCAGCAAGUCUGAGAACGCCAGGCUGGUGGUGCAGAUCGAUAAUGCCAAACUGGCUGCAGAUGACUUCAGGACCAAGUACCAGACAGAGUUGGGCUUGCGGCAGCUGGUAGAGUCGGACAUUAAUGGCCUGCGCAGGAUCUUGGAUGAGUUGACUCUGUGCAAGUCCGACCUGGAGGCCCAGGUUGAGUCCCUGAAGGAGGAGUUGCUGAGUCUCAAGCAGAACCAUGAGCAGGAAGUCAACACCCUGCGCUGCCAGAUUGGAGACCGCCUCAAUGUGGAGGUGGAUGCAGCCCCAACUGUGGACCUGAACCGUGUGCUCAAUGAGACCAGGAGUCAGUAUGAGGCCCUGGUGGAGACCAACCGCAGGGACGUGGAGGAAUGGUUCACCACCCAGACUGAGGAGCUGAACAAGCAGGUGGUGUCCAGCUCGGAGCAGCUGCAGUCCUGCCAGGCAGAGAUCAUCGAGCUGAGACGCACGGUCAACGCCUUGGAGAUCGAGCUCCAGGCCCAGCACAACCUGAGGGACUCCCUGGAGAACACGCUGACAGAGACUGAGGCACGCUACAGCUCUCAGCUGAAUCAGGUGCAGUGCAUGAUCACCAAUGUGGAGUCCCAGCUUGCUGAGAUCAGGUGUGACCUGGAGCGGCAGAACCAGGAGUACCAGGUGCUGCUGGACGUCAAGGCCCGGCUGGAGUGUGAGAUCAACACGUACCGGGGUCUGCUGGAGAGCGAGGACUGCAAGCUGCCUUGCAACCCCUGUGCCACGACCAACGCAUGUGACAAGCCCAUCGGACCCUGUGUCACCAAUCCCUGUACCCCUUGUGGCCCACGCUCCCGUUGUGGGCCCUGCAACACCUUUGGAUGCUAGAUAUCCUGGGACCAGCAAGAGGAUUGCAUGAAAACAGAAAGGCCAUUGAUGGACCAGUCCUGCUUCUCUGACAAGCAUCAGCCCCAGAAGCUGCCCCAGGCAUCUCCAUAAAUCAUGGUCUGGAAAGAGAGCAAAUGCCCAGGUGUGGCCUGGCUCUGAGCCUAGCCCACCAGAUCCCCUUUAUUCAAGGCUGCUCUCUCUGUUAUUCUGUGACCUGAUGGUCUGAUGGGUCUGGGCUGGGAAGGUGUCAUAGGAGGUGUAUUGUGGUUCUCUCUGUUGCUUUGACCUUCCUCACAGGUCCCUAAAUCCCUUUGUAAAUCUAAUAAACUUUCCUCUUGCAAAGCA
Messenger RNA from Nyctereutes procyonoides (raccoon dog), 1642 nucleotides. Its product is annotated as keratin, type I cuticular Ha3-II. The transcript is spliced from 7 exons. Gene Ontology annotation, molecular function: structural molecule activity. Bases 74 to 1297 code for a protein of 407 amino acids. Lineage: Eukaryota; Metazoa; Chordata; Mammalia; Carnivora; Canidae. The record is from RefSeq and is a predicted model, not a curated record.